Molecule: messenger RNA, 1826 nt
Organism: Marasmius oreades (fairy-ring Marasmius)
Lineage: Eukaryota; Fungi; Basidiomycota; Agaricomycetes; Agaricales; Marasmiaceae
Exons: 10
Coding region: 82-1515 (477 amino acids)
Molecular function (GO): transaminase activity; identical protein binding; pyridoxal phosphate binding
Source: RefSeq, a predicted model, not a curated record
CGUCACCGAUGACCGCGCCUGAACUGUUCCCGUUCGGCGUUGAGGUUGAACUCCUCUCUCUCAAGUCCAGCAAAAGCCUUCAUGUUUCGACGCGCAUCGUCCUAUUCCAGAACUCUCCAAAAAGUCAGAAUGAGCACCACCCAGGCUCAUAGGCAGAUCACCACCACACCACUGGAACAACUUCAGGAUUUCGGAGAGCACCAUGUUACCGGAGGUUUGGCAAGGCUCACGAAAGGAAUCAUGACCAAAGGAGAGGGCUCUCAUGUUUACUUCCAGGAUGGAAGGAAGAUGCUCGACUUCACAUGCGGAAUUGGGGUAACGAACCUUGGCCAUUGUCAUCCGAAAGUUAGCAAAGCAGCAGCAGAACAGUGUCUGCGUCUCAAUCAUGCCCAGUGCAGCAUCGCUUUCCAUGAGCCAUAUCUCCGUCUUAUCGAAAGACUUCUCCCUGCCAUGCCAGACGAGUCUCUCGACUCCUUCUUCUUCUGGAACUCUGGUUCAGAAGCCGUCGAAGCGGCUUUGAAAAUGGCGAGAAUUCUUACAGGCAAACAGAAUAUCAUUUGCAUGCAAGGUGCUUAUCAUGGCAGGACUUUUGGAGCCCUCGGCGUCACCAAGAGCAAGACAAUCUACGGCGAGGGCGUAGCGCCUUUGAUGCCCGGUACAUUCCCAAUGCCUUUCCCCUACUGGCACCAACAUAAUCUUCCACCGUCUACUUCUUCUUCUGUUCUCACCGCACACUCCCUCUAUCAACUGCACCUCCUUCUUGCCCAACAAACUGCACCUUCUGAGACAUGCGCUAUCAUUGUAGAGCCUGUUCUUGGCGAAGGAGGAUAUAUCCCUGCCCCCAAAGAGUUUUUGCAAGGCCUAAGGGAGGUUUGCGACAAACACAACAUGCUGUUGAUUGUCGACGAAGUCCAGUGUGGAUUUGGUCGUACUGGGUCAUGGUUCUUUGUUGAAGAAAGUGGCGUCAGGCCCGAUAUCUUGAUUAUGGCCAAGGGUCUAGCCAACGGAUUCCCGUUGAGCGGUGUCGUGAGUCGGAGGGAACUCACUAACAAACUCAAGCCGGGUUCUAUGGGCGGGACUUACGCAGGGAACGUAGUAUCAUGCGCUGCUGCUUGUGCCGUGGCUGAUGUUAUGAGGGAAGAAAACGUUCUGGAAAAUGUUCAAGCCCGCUCCCAACAGCUCUUCUCUGCCCUUCGAACCCUCCAGAACGACGGCACCCUGUCGCCAUACAUUCUCGACGUUCGGGGACGGGGACUGAUGGUCGCAAUGGAGUUUGCUUCUUCAGAACCUGUGGGCGCAGUUUACGAUUCGGCGAAGUCCCAAAAACCUGUCAAAAAGGGACUGGCAAGUAGGAUCGCAAAGAAAUGUAUCGAGAAGGGAAUGCUCCUGCUCACGACGAGCGCAUACGAGGUCGUGCGGUUUAUCCCGCCUUUAAACAUAACGCAGCAAGACAUGGAGAAAGGUUGUGGUAUUUUUGAGGAGGCGUUACGUGAAGCGGUGGCUGAAGAACAAUGAAACCGCAUGAUUAGUUGAAAUGUUUUUGUGUAUACUUUUAAGCGAAACACACGCUCCUACCAAAUGGAAACAUAAUCCCUCCAGCCAUCGUGAUCUCGUUCACCUCCCCCCUUGUCCUAUCACUGACGUUGUGUGUUUCUGUUCUUCAUUGUUUCUCUACUUCUUCCGAUUUCGUUUUUGCCGCUGUCUCGUCAAUACACCCCAGGGAAUAACCUAUAUGGUACAUCUUCCCGCCACUUUUCCCACUUGUCUCCGAACUCCUUUUGCAGUAUCUCAUCCUCUGACUUUAUUCGCAUCAUCAGAGUCCCAAU